GUUACAGACUGCACCAGACGAAAGAUGAUCAACGUUUUUGUUUCAGCGAUGACAGACUCUCACGGGUAUUUUAAAGGAAAGAUGCGUAAUGAAAAUUGUUGCUCCCAUAUCUGCUGAAUGUUAAAAAUGACUUCUGUAUCAGUUUCUCAAUCACAUAAUUGGUUAGGCUACUGCUGACCAUCCAUUGCUAUUGGUAGAAGAUUUAUCUUGUGUCAAACUCGAUGGGCAUGAUAGUGAUUCAAAAAUCACUCCUGAUAUUUAGCUGACUGGGGACCAAUGCUGCUUGUGGAGAUUCUGAUUGACGCCUAAACAUAACAUUAUAUUCUUGUCAUGACAUCACCACCGCGCAGUGUGAGAGAAACGUUUGCACAAGGCAUCAUCUCCUUGUUCCCAUACCUGAAGGAUCCCUACACAUCAAAUGGAUAUAAUCAAAACCGUUCGGAGGAAUUUGGCUUCAUCUCAGAAACGGCCCACUCAACUAUACUAUGGAGGGCCAACUGCUGAGAGGGAGUCCAGUCCAUCCACUUUGGCUACCCUGAGUGAAGACCGGUGCAGAGAGGCCAUUUCUCUUAUGAAGCAUUCUUCUGAUGAAGAAACAGUCAAACAGAAGAUGAAAUUGACCUUUGAGUACAGGAAGAAGAUGACCCACGACCCGAGUAAAUGUUCCACCAUCUUAACCAAAUUUCCACGCUUUCUGGAUGUGAAGGGCUUGAUUGAACAGGACGUUGUGCUGCCGUUUGGAGAGGGAACAUCAGCCAAGUUUUUGGAGAGGUGGCCAACUACAAUCAAGCAAAAGAUCAUCAUGCUUAGCAAGACCCUAGGCAAGGACACUCAGGGAGCUGAACUUCAGGAGCUGAUCCAGAUGGCAGUGUUCGCAGUUGAUGAGGGAGCUGACACGAAUGCUGACGGAUGGGAUGGUGACCUUUCCUCCAUCCUUCUCCUGCUCCAUUUGAUUCUUCCUUCAUCACAAGGCCGCAAAAGACCAGGCACGAUGUCUGCAUCCCAASCUGAACAGCAUCUUGUGAUAUUCCAAAAGGCAGGAACCAGUAUCCAGGAGCACCUUGAUGUGAUUGACAAGAGCCGCCAACCAUAUCUUCUUACAGUCGGGACCAGGAAGAGUAGCAUCCAUGCUUACUUCAUCAUCCUGGACAAGCGAGCCUUCCAAGUCAACGAGC
This is a messenger RNA of Salvelinus sp. IW2-2015, 1175 nucleotides long. RefSeq lists its product as uncharacterized. The record is from RefSeq and is a predicted model, not a curated record. Lineage: Eukaryota; Metazoa; Chordata; Actinopteri; Salmoniformes; Salmonidae.